Molecule: messenger RNA, 1119 nt
Organism: Maniola jurtina (meadow brown)
Lineage: Eukaryota; Metazoa; Arthropoda; Insecta; Lepidoptera; Nymphalidae
Exons: 2
Coding region: 311-1006 (231 amino acids)
Source: RefSeq, a predicted model, not a curated record
CAAGGGAUUUUAAAAAACCUAAAUCCGCGCGGACGAAGUCGCGGGUAUCAUCUAGUAUUAAUAAUAGCAAAACUAAGUUUGCGUGGUCGACGAUAGCGCCCAGAUGGUACUUUUGUGUAACUGACAAAGAGAGUAAAGAGAGACCCCUUGGCCGUUGCCUGUACGUGUUUCGAACGAAUUCGAAAUCGCGGCGUCGGGGCGGGGGAAUAGACGUCACCACGUGGCGCGUGCGCCGGCCGCUCCAAGCGUCAGUCACUCGCGAGCGUUGCACGCGUAACGUUGUAACACGCGGUACCGGUCGGCGAUCACGAUGUCCUAUACAAAUGAAGAGUACUACGAAAUGGUGCGAGUGUAUUUGUGCAAUAAAACCCUUACUGGUGCUCGCACAAUGUACCAAAACGAGAGUGUACGUCGUCUGCGCGCACAAGGGUUUAAGAACCCUGCAGUUCCUAGUCCAGCAGCCAUUUUAAGGGCCAACCAAAGGCUGCGUGAUUACGGCCAGUUCGCGACCCCUGGCCAUGCGGCAGGGGCUGGCAGAACCAGAACCAGAAAGAAGGAGAAACUCGAGGACAAGAUAUUAAAAUUUUUUGAACAAAAUCCGACAGCCAGCACACGUGAGGCGGGUCGUCUGUUCGGUGUAUGCAGCACCACAGUUUGGAGACUGCUAAACGACACCAGCCUCGAUUCACAGCUGGAUUCGGAGCCGAAUAACGUAUUGAGGGAAAAAUGGGCAAAAGCUUUAUCACAACAAUUGACUCCAAAUCAGUUUGUGUGUGAGAAGCACUUUCGCGAAGAAGAUAUAAAAAAAGCUGAUCGAAUAAUUAUUAAUGGAGCUGAAACUAUCAUCCCUCGCGAAAGGCGGACUCUUUUGAAUGAUAAUGUCAUCCCAAUAAACCUUCAGGAUUUGGAAAUGGACAUUUCUGAAGAGGUUUGCGAAUGCCACAAUUACUAUUUUAAGAUGAUAUUGAAAUUUAAAAAAUAUCAAAUCUGUUUACUUUACUUUUAAAUCGUUUUUUUUUGCUUCAGCAAGUUCCAUUAGUACAGAAUGACAUUAAUAACUGUCAAAUCGAAAACCUGGGUUGUACACAACCCUCGUUACAAACAAGAUUCUCCAUCAGU